Apis laboriosa (Himalayan honeybee) is the source of this 15114-nucleotide messenger RNA. RefSeq names its product histone-lysine N-methyltransferase trithorax (gene trx). Gene Ontology annotation, cellular component: histone methyltransferase complex; nucleus. Gene Ontology annotation, biological process: positive regulation of DNA-templated transcription. Gene Ontology annotation, molecular function: zinc ion binding; histone H3K4 methyltransferase activity; DNA-binding transcription factor activity. NCBI's taxonomy places the organism in Eukaryota, Metazoa, Arthropoda, Insecta, Hymenoptera, Apidae. The coding region runs from base 72 to 10601 and encodes 3509 amino acids. The transcript has 9 exons. The record is from RefSeq and is a predicted model, not a curated record.
UGGGCAAAAUCGCGUAAAAUGGAAACAGAAUUUCGUUGUGAGGUUGAGGUUGGCCGUUGAAAAAAGUGAACAUGGGAAGGUCCAAGUUUCCCGGGAAGCCGCCGAAGACGGUUACCAGGAAACGGAUCAAAGUUCUCGGUCAGCCCGAGACAGCCCAAAGUGAUUCGGUAACCGUCGCCGAGAACAUCUACUACGGACUUUCCCUGUUCAACGAAACAUUUGGUGACAACGAGAAGGAACAUCCACCAUUCCAUGGUUUUAGCACUAAAGAGGCUAAUCUUUCCGUGUCUUAUAUAAAAACACAACAACAUGACACAGAAAAUACAACUGUUAAAUUAUCAUCUGAUGCUGUUAAUAAUUCUAUGCCACAACAGAAUGAACAAAAUAUUACAGAUGUCAAAAAUUCUCCAUCGAACACUGAAAAUAAUACAGAAAAAUUAUGUGAUAAAAAUAUCAAACCAGCAGAAGAUGAUAAAAAAGACGUGACACCAUUAAAUUCCAAACGUGCUAAAUUUCAUAGACCUAAAAGUCGCAGAAAUUGUAAAAAUAUAAAAUUCUCCAAUUUUAUGAAAACACCAGUAUUAAAAUCAGUGAAUAAUAUUUUAGACCAGCAUCAACGAACAAGACAACUACGAAACAGUACUGCAAAAAGAUUAUUGCAAAGGGCUAAAUCUAACAGUAAUAAUGUACGUAAUAUAACAGCACAAUGUGGAGAUAAACCAAAUGCUGUAAGAAAAUUUAUUUUGCCAGUUCGAAGUGCCCAUUCUUCGAGAGUUAUUAAACCAAAUAAAAGAUUUAUUGAAGAAUUAGAAGAAAUUUCUGGAGCAGAGCAUAGUGAAAAUGAAAUUGGUACACAUGUAAAGAAAGCUAAAUUUACAUUAAACAAACUUUGUAAUCAGGAACCAAAAUUAAAAGAAGGAAAUAUUACUAAACUCUGUACAAAAUUAAAAGACAAAGAAGUGAAAAGUAAAGCCAAAAAAGUUAUUCAGCGUGUAAAUUCCAAUAUCCAAACUGUUAUACCAGCAAAAAAUCUUGAAAAAUUAGCUCCUUCUAUACAAAACGCACAAGUAUCAAAAACUAUUAAUACAAAUGUUAAAAAAAUAAAUGUAUCGACUAAAAAUAAAAUAGUAAAAUCUUCAUCUGAUGAAUGCAGUAAUAAUCAAAGUGGAACAGCAAAUACAGCAACUAGAAAACCUCAAAAUGCAAAAUUAUCUAUCUCUAAAGCCCAAAAAUCAAUUUCUGUUCCUACAAAAGUUCUUCCUGAUUCUGAUGUUCCAAGUUCAGAGUCUUCCAGGAUCCAAACAAGAUCAGGAACUCACAAUGAUACAGUUGACUUAGAAGUUCAGACAAAUUUUGAAGAUACAGUAAAAAUAAAAGAAAAUACCAAUGUAAAAAGUCAAACUAAUGUUGAUAAUGGGAAUAAAAAUACAGAGGGAAAUUCAGAUAAUUUUGACACAGAAAGUACAUUAUCUGAAAGUGGAAGUGAACAUAGUAAUCAUACAGAAGAUGAACAGUCUGAAUGGACUGGAAUGAAAUUAAAUGGUGGAAAAGUUAUUUUAAGAAAAGCAAGAUUAAAAUUAGAUAAUAAAUGUGUUAGUGGAACUGAAGGUCCCUUUUCAAAAACAAAUAAUAAUAGCAUUACAAGUGGAAAUACUAACUUAGGUUUAACAGGCACCAUUAAAUGUGGCGUUUGUGGUGCUGUACGAUUUUAUCGAUUUGUGAAGCAGGCUCGAAAAUUUGGUAUUCACAGUUGUGAAUCAUGUAGAAAGUUUAUCAGUAAAAUGAUUAAACGGCAAGCUUGUGCAAAAUCUACAAAUAGUGCCCUUCCAGUCCUUCAAUGUCAUAAAGGCGAUGGUUUAUGCUUAGUACCACCUGUUGUAAGAAGUCAACAAUGGAAUCUCAUGAGAUGUGUUUAUAAAGCUAGAUGCCCAGCUUGUUGGUUAAAAAUGUGUUUAAAAUGUUAUAAUAUUCCUUCUUCACUAAGAACAGGUUUAAAUACAUUGUUACCACCAAUGAUGAGAGAUCCUUUGAGUAUUCCAUUAACACUAAAUCAAGAAGAUAAUGAUAAUCAAGGACAAAAAUUAAUAUCUUCUAAGUUAGGUUGGCCAGCAGAAGAUAGUUCAGAAAAGAACUUAUUCAAAUCAGCUAUGAGUUGGAGAAAUAUAGAAAUAGGUCAAAAAACCAGUUUUCAAGGCACAGGUGGUUUUCUAUAUACAAAAUUAGACAAAUGUAAGAUAAUGAUUCUUAUAAUUUAUUUUAUGCAUAUUAUAAUUUCUAAUAUUCAUAAAUUUAUAGUUGACUCAUCACUGAAUAUAUCACCUAAUAAAAAAAGAAGAAAAAACAAUAGGAUAAAAGUGAGAAAGAAAUUGAAAAAUCCAAUAUUCUCUGUACCAUCUUUAAAUCAAUGUCCACAACCUCUAAGACAGAGACUUGAAUUGAAGGGACCAAGAGUAAAACAUGUUUGUCGAAGUGCAAGUGUUGCUCUUGGUCAACCAAUUGCCACUUUUCCUUCAAUAGAUGGAAAAGAAGGUACUGAAAGCAAUAAGCACAUUCCGAAAACUUUAAAGGAAAAUGAUAGGAUAGAGAAAAAGGAUGAAACAAAAGAGAAAGAAUCACAAAAACAUAAUGAUGAAAAUAUUGUAAAUCAUAAUAUUGCUAGUAUAACACAACAACCUCAUUCUAAGAGAGGAAAAUCACAACAAAAUAUAUCAUCAAAUUUUCAAGUAUCUAAAUCAAAUAAUGAUACAUUACACACAGUAUCUAUAGACUUUUGGGAACAGUAUGAUCCUACAGAAGUUGGAGCAAAAGGUUUUGCCCUUAUUGGUUCAGAACUCUUUCAUAUUCCUGCUAUUUGUUACCUUUGUGGAAGUGCUGGAAAAGAACCACUCAUCCACUGUCAAUGCUGUUGUGAGCCAUAUCAUGCCUUUUGUUUGGAACCCAGUGAAUGGAAUGCUUGUGCUCAACCAAACUGGUGCUGUCCCCGAUGUACAAUAUGCCAAUCCUGCCAUCUAAGAUCUGGUCCAAAAUUGUCUUGCAUUCGUUGUCGUCAAUCAUUUCACCAUUCGUGUUUGUCAAAAUCUGGUGUUAGUGCGAGACUUUAUAGUCCUGAAAGACCUUAUGUGUGUCAAAGCUGUGUUAAGUGUAAGAGCUGUGGUAGUGAAGGAGUUAAUGUUCAUGUGGGCAAUUUACCAUUAUGCUCCAUGUGUUUUAAAUUACGUCAACAAGGAAAUUACUGUCCUUUAUGUCAAAGAUGUUACAAUGAAAACGAUUUUGAUACAAAGAUGAUGGAAUGUAGUGAAUGUUCUUAUUGGGUACAUGCUCAAUGUGAAGGGCUUUCUGAUGAACGUUAUCAAAUUCUUAGUUAUUUACCUGAUACUAUUGAAUUUACAUGCAGUCAAUGUUCCUCUAAUCCUAAUUCCGUUUGGAGAAAUGCCAUAGAAGCUGAACUUAAAGCUGGUUUCAUAGGAGUUAUAAAAUCGUUAAGUAAGAAUAAAAAAGUUUGCGCUGCAUUAAAAUGGAGUCCAAGGAAAGAAUGUUUAUGUAGAUCUGUUUCUAAUGGGAAAAAAUUGGAUUUUUCAAAUGAAAAAAUAGAUUCAAAUAUCAAAGAAAGUCCCAAUAUAGAAGAAAUUGAAGAAGGCAAUAGUGAAAAGAAUAAAAAUACAGAAUUUGGACAUAAUAAUAAUUCAAAAUCUGAUUCAAUAAAUAAAUUAGAUGAAGAUCAACAAAAUGAUUGCACUAAUAGAAGAGGUUUGAGACGCCUUCGACAAAAAUUUCAUUUAAAAGAAUGUUCUGUCCGAGUAAAAAAUUGUGCUAUAAAAGAUACUCAAGAUAAUGAUAAAAAGGAUUCAGUAAUUCAAGAAAAUUCAAGUAAUAAUUCAAAUGAUAUAGAAUGCAAUUGCUUGGAUCAACAAAUUAUUGUUAGACCUUCGCCUACAUUGAUGUCGGUAAAACGAAAAGUUAAUAAUAAUGAAUAUAAAACAUUAUCUCAAUUUCAUUGUGAUAUGGAACAUGUAAUUAAUUAUACUGAAACCAAGGAACUUACUGAAGCUUAUCAUGAAAUUUUACGAGAAGUUUUUCCAUGGUUUAGUCCAAAAAAUAUUAAAAAUAAUGGAAAAAGUGAUACAUUAACAGCUGCCAAGGAUGUUAAUAAAGAUGAUAGUUUAAUUACAAAACUUGAUGAUUCUAUACUAGAAAUAUGGAAAGAAGAAGUAAUGAAAGCACCAAAAGCAAUUGCAGCCAAAACAGCAAAUUUAUAUAACGUUCAUGUUGAAGAUAGUAGAUCAUGUUGUUUGUGCAAAGGUUUAGGUGAUGGUCCAGAAACAAAAGAAGGACGGUUAUUAUAUUGCGGCCAAAAUGAAUGGUUGCAUUCAAAUUGUGCACUUUGGUCUAAUGAAGUAUUUGAAGAAAUUGAUGGUUCUUUACAGAAUGUUCAUAGUGCUAUUUCAAGAGGUCGGUUAAUUCGUUGUUCAGAAUGCGGAAAGAAAGGAGCCAGUGUUGGUUGCUGCGCGAAAAAUUGUAACAAUACCUUUCAUUAUCCUUGUGCAAGAAAUGUUGGACUUGCUUUCAAUGACGAUAAAACAGUAUUUUGUUCUUUGCAUUUAAAUAACUGCACUGAUAAAACAUUACAAAAUGAAAAUGAAUUUAGUUUACGAAGACCAGUAUACGUGGAACUAGAUCGUAAGAAAAAAAAAUAUGCAGAACCAAGUAAAGUAAAAGUUAUGAUAGGUUCAUUGAUGAUUGAUUGUUUAGGUACUGUUAUACCUGAAUAUUCCGAUACGGUUGAAAAAAUUAUACCUUGCGAUUAUAAAUGUUCUCGAUUAUAUUGGUCUACAGUAAAUCCUUUUAAAAUUGUAAGAUAUUAUAUUAGAACAUAUAUACAAGUAUAUGUACCAGAAGUUUCUUCCGAUAUAGAAAAUAAUAUAACUAUUGAUCAUUCUAAAGAACAAGAAAAAGAAGAUACAUUAAAUAUACAAAAAACUGAAUAUUUAGUUAUUAAACAAACUUUAGAUGCUUUAAUUGAUGCAGUAUGUAAUAAAGAAGUUGAUGAAAAUCUAGCAGAACAAAAUAAUACAGAUCUUUUACCACCAGAAUUAAAGGAAGCUAUAUUUGAAGAUUUGCCACAUGAUUUAUUAGAUGGUAUUUCUAUGCAAGAUAUAUUUCCAAAAAUGACAUAUGAAGAUUUUUUGGCAAUGGACUUAAAAAAUGAUGGUACUUUUGCAGCUGAUUUAUUUAAAGAUGAUAUGUUGGCAUCUGAAGUAGAUGAAAUUAUAAAACCACCUGAAAGUAAAGUUUCUAAAAUAGAUCCCCCUUUAGUAGAAUUAGGACCGCAUAAUGAUUUAUGGGUUCAUUUAGAAACUAAAACUUCUGUUCAAGAUUUAAUGGAUGACUUAUUUAGUUCCAAAAAUCAAAAACGGGGAGGCAGAGAAUUAAAACGAUCUAAAUCGGAAGUAAUGUCAAAUAGUCCGUUAAUUGUUGGAGGACAAAGACAUCAUCAACGAUCUUGUAGUUUAACUUGGAGUUGUAAAUUAGAUGGUACUUAUGGUCCCAGCAUAAAAAGAAGAAAAUUAUCUAGAAAUUCAAGUAUCACAAAAUCGAACGAAACAAGCGUAAUGGUAUUAGAUUCACAAAAUGAACGGCCACCUACAUUACAUGAAUUAAGAAUUCCAGAAAGUAUCAUGGUUACUGUGGGCAGAGCAAAUACACCUAACAUUUUAUCUGAUUCUAUGCGAGAAUUAAAAUACUGUAUUGAAGAUGCUAAUGGUAUUAAUCGUAGAGUAAUAUCUACUAGUCGUGAAGAAACUAAAGAACAUAAACGACUUUUUUGGCACGCGAGGCAACAGCCGCGGAUAUUACAAGUUGAUGGGUCUGCCGAUCCAAGCAGUGCUAGUGAAUGCAGUUCACCAGAAUAUAAUAUUGAAGAAAAAACUACAGCAUUACGUAUGGCAGAACAUUUAUCAAUCCCGCAAUUAGAUGGUAUCAACGACGAAUCUUCGUGUGACAGUAGCGAAUUUACUUCAUUUUCUGAAAAAGAAUUUAAUCCUUGUACGAAAUCUUCAAAUAAUAUUUUAAGAUCAAAACGAAUAUAUGGAUUUAUUAGAUCACAUAUUACAAAAUCUAAUGAUAAGUCACAAAAGACUAAAGAAAAUGAUGACUUUUCUAAUUGUCAAAAAUAUGCAAUACAACAAACUAAAGAAAAUAAUUUAAAAUUGAAUUUAGAAAUUCCACAAUUAGAUGGAGCAGAUGAUAUUUCUAGUGAUGAUGAGUGCAUAUCACCACAACAUGUUGAAAGUGAAAGAACUACUAUUACUUCUCAAUGUGAUGCACCAUUUGAUCAUAUAGAUCGUCCUGUAACUUGUAAACGAUGUCGUUGUACAUAUAGAACACAAGAUAGUUAUAAUAGACAUUUGACAAAUUGUGAUAUCAUGAUAACAAGCGAUAGUGAUUCUGAAACUAUGGAUAAUAAAUUAGCAUCACCUGAUUCUAGAUUUUCUCCAAGUAUUAGCUCUGUAUCUCCACAAUUUAUAACAUUAUCUCCAUCUGAAGGACAUACUCUUUCAUCUGAUUAUCCAGAUAUACAAGCUACUUCUCCUUUAGAAGCUUCUGUACCAUCACCUCAUCCAGCUAUUCAAAUCGAACCAAUAGCACAAGCAAUUAUUACACCACAAAUUCAUACACAUGCUACUGUGGAAACUGUUCAUCAAACAGUAUUAACAUCUAAUGAUAUGAUUGUACAAACACAGUAUACGAGAACAACAACUACAUUACCAAAUGCUUCAGUAUUACCUCAAGAAAGUACUGUUCAAAUAACAGAAAUUACAGAUCCACCAUCUGUUGCAAGUGAUUCUAGUAUAUCACAAAAUAUCAUUAAUACACCCAUGAAUUCUCCAGAUGGUGCAAGUUCUCAAACAGUUCCAAGUCCACAAGUAUCACCUACAUUUUCUUCUACAGGUGUUCAAACUGCAACUAAUGAAUCACAAGCAAAUAUUCAGAUAACAAAAUUAGCUAAAUCAAAAUCUCCAAGAGCGCCAAAAUCUCGAACGAAAGGAAUAAAAACACAGAUUGUGAAAAAUACUAUACAGCCACAUAAUGGACAUGCUAGGUUUCAACCAAUGCAAAAUAAUACUCCAGUUAUACAACUGCAACAAACUCAAAGACCAAGUGGGCCAACUGUUAUAUUACAACAAGCAUCUCCUGGUAUCAUGUCUGCAUAUGUUGAGACAUUGCAACAACAAUCUGGACAAAAUCUUCAAUAUGUAACAACAAUUGGAGGUCAACAUGAAACUGCAUUUAAACCACAGUUUAUAACAACUAAUCAUUUAGUUCCUGGUGCAUACAUACAAGCAUCUUCUGAUAACUUAUUGGCAUUACAAAAUGGAGGUAUAUCAAUAUUGCCUGGUGUACAAAUUGCUCAAACACAACCAACAGUUCUUGGAACAAUUAUACAGCAACAACCUAGUGCAAUUCAAUGUGGAGUUAUAUCAUCUGAACAAUUAUUAUUAAGUUCAACACCAACGCUAGAAAUGUUUACAGAUUCUACAGGCAGUAUGUUUCUUUCAAAUCAACCAAUGUAUUAUGGUUUGGAAACUAUUGUAAGCAACACAGUAAUGUCUUCCAGUCAGUUUAUGACUGGCACAGUACCACAAGUGUUAGCAAGCAGUUAUCAAACAACAACGCAAGUUUUUCAAGCUUCUAAACUUAUGGAACCUAUUGUAGAUGUUCAGGCUGUUCCAGGUGUUCCCACUGUAACAGCAGUGCAAUCUGUACAAAAUGUACCUGGAGUACCUGGAGUACCUGGAGUGCCAAGUGUACCAAACGUUGCUAAUGUAUCCAAUGUACCCAAUGUAACCAACAUAGCCAGCAUACCUAAUGUACCUAGUGUAACCAAUGUACCUAAUGUUCCAGCUGUACCCGCUAUUCCGAAUAUAUCUGCUGUACCCUCUGCAUCCAAUGUAUCUAACGUAUCCAAUAUAUCAAGCAUAACAAAUAUAUCAAAUAUAUCUAAUGUGCCCACAAUACCCAGUGUAUCUAAUGUGCCUAGCGUACCUAGUAUACCCAAUGCAUCUAAUACACCUAGUAUACCUGGUGUACCACAUGUACCUAAUGCACCUGGUGUAUCUAACAUACCCAGUGCACCUAGUAUAUCUAAUGCACCUGGUGUAUCCAAUGUAUCUAGUGUAUCAAAUGUACCUAAUGCAUCUGGUAUAUCUAACGUACCUACCGCAUCUAGUGUACCUGGUGUAUCUAAUAUACCCAGUGUAUCUAAUAUGUCUAAUAUAUCCAAUGCACCUACAUUGCCUAGUACUUCUAAUAUAACUAAUAUAUCGGCGAUACCUACUGUUCAAAAUAUAUCUAAUAUUUCUACCUUACCACCUAAUGUAGGAAAUGUUUCCGAUAUACCUACAGUACCCGGUGGUUAUGUCGUUGUAAAUCAGUCAACAUCUAUACCAGAACCUGUAACGCCACAAAUUAAUAUUUCUGCAACAUCUGAACAAACCUUUGCCUCAACUACCUGUAAUGCCAUAUUGCCUGUAUCAUGUCAAAAUGUUGUAGAACCAGUGACAUCAAUACAGCUACCAGAUACAUGUUUAUCUGAACCUCAUGCUGUAGUAAGAGUAACAUCGCCUCCUAAGUUGUUGCAAAACUCAAUACCAACAAUACCAAGGGUAGCUGUACGCCCAAGUCCAGUUUCCAACUCUAUUAUGCAACCUAAUAAUGGACCAUGGAAAAUUACAGAACCAUUAUUUGGUUCGGAACAGAUGAAUACUAACGUCCGACCAUAUUUUGACUCAAAACAUGUAUCAGAAAAUACCAGUAUGAUAAAAUCUAGCAUAUCAUCUAAAAUACCCCCCUUACCUAAUCAUUGUAUAACUCAAAGGGAUAUAGUUGUAAAUAAGUUAAAUCAUGAUGUAAAUAAUGUGCAUAAUAAUUAUAGUAGUACUAUACCGAAUUCAAACAAUAUUAAUAUAAGUACAAGUAACAAUCCAGUGAUUGCCAGCUCGGCUGUACAAAAUAAAAUUACAAUGUCUACAAGUAAUGUACCAACAAGUCGACCGAUGAAUAGAGUAUUACCUAUGCAAGCCGUAACUCCGAAACAGGAUACGACAAAGGCCAUGCAAAAAACAGAAAUGAUUAUAGAAGAGCCAACGAAACCAGUAAUUAAACCAGCAGAACCAGAACAAAAGAUUACAGAAUCUAAGAAACAAAUUGUUGAAGCAGUAGCCCCUACAAUGAAGAAACCGGAAACGACUAUAAACAACAUAAAUGAAACUUUGAAAUUAAAUACGGAAGCGAUCGAAAAAGUAAAAGAAAAUCUGAAAUUGGAACUGGACAAAGAGAAAUUACAGAACGCUUCGUUAAAAAUAGUGUUACAAAAGCAAUUGCAAGAUGGUUCUUAUAAAAUUACACAUAACAUGAAAGCAAUGACACAAAAUAAGAAAUCUCCACAAGUAACAUCUGUAGAAAUAUUGCCGUCAAAACAAGUACCACAAAUAGCUUCUUUGCAAUUGUUACCGAUAAAAACAUUCACGUUGAAAACGAAUAAAAUUGAGGAAAAAAUGAAACCAAUCGAUAACAAAUUUAACAUGUUAAAAACCAAGACUCCACCAGUUGCUGUUAAAAAGCCAAGAAUGAUUAGUAAGUCUAUUAAAUCUAUAAAGCCAACUUUACCAAAUCUACAAACACCGAGAAACACUUCAAAAGGACCGACAUUGAUGUACGAAAUAAAAUCACAGGAUGGAUUCACUCAUACCGCUUCCUCAAUGGCUGAAGUAUGGGAAACUGUAUUUCGAGCCGUGCAAAAUGCUCGAAAAGCUCAUAAUUUACCUCCGUUGCCUCAUAAUCCUCUCAUUGAAAAUUUAGGCUUGGAUAAUAAUGCUACGGUGUAUCUGAUUGAACAGUUACCGAAUGUAAAUAGAUGCACUAAAUAUAAACCCCGAUUUCAUAAUUUAGCACCGCCUAAGCCAGGAGAAAUAGAAAAUGAUUUACCAAAGGCAUGCGAUAAUGGUGCUGCUCGCGCUGAACCGUUUAAAGGAAGAAAAGUUCAUGAUAUGUUUAGUUGGCUUGCAUCGAGGCACAGACAACAGCCAAAAAUGAUUGCUAUCUCUGAAGCUGAGUCAAGGCGAGUGGCAAGCACAAAUUUACCAAUGGCAAUGCGCUUUAGAAUACUUAAAGAAACAUCGAAAGAAUCAGUUGGAGUGUAUCAUUCUCAUAUACAUGGUAGGGGUUUAUUUUGCUUGAGAGAUAUUGAAGCUGGAGAGAUGGUUAUUGAGUAUGCCGGCGAGGUAAUUCGAGCUUCGUUAACUGAUAAACGAGAGAAAUAUUAUGAUAGUAAAAAUAUAGGAUGUUACAUGUUUAAAAUCGAUGACCAUUUAGUCGUUGAUGCUACAAUGAAAGGAAAUGCAGCUAGAUUCAUUAAUCAUUCAUGCGAGCCAAAUUGUUACUCGCGUGUAGUGGACAUCUUAGGUAAGAAACACAUUUUAAUUUUCGCUCUCCGUCGCAUUAAUCAAGGAGAAGAGUUAACGUAUGACUACAAAUUUCCUUUCGAGGAUAUCAAGAUUCCAUGUACCUGCGGUUCCCGCAGAUGUCGUAAAUACCUCAAUUGAGACUGCAUAUACAGCUAUCGUAAGCAGCCAACCGGCACAGCAAAAAAAUAAUGUGCUAUAAUUAUGUGCGCUUUGGAAUAGGAUUCAUUUUAUUGAACGUUAUUCAUUUAAUCAUCAAACUAUUUUCAGAGAUUGCAGCUUUUUAUUACUAUAAAGGAAAUAGAUAUACAUUUAAAAUAUUAGAAGGCCAGAUAUAGUACAUGAAACAUCGCGUUAUGACAAUGUUACUUUAAACAGCUACACUUCGUAGUUGAUUUAAGGGGUAUACUUAUAGCAAUAAAUGAUUGAACAUGUCCUGCUUUCGUAUCCAACGAGUCUCGCGUGCUUCAUCACGCUCACGUUAAGGCUCAUGAAAGUGUUAUCCACGCCUGUGCUUUUAUGCACGUCUUCUAGACUCUACUUAUUAUCUACUAUUGAGGCUUAAGUGUACGAGUUAUCGUCACUUUACACUAAAUCGAAAAUGUUUUUAGUUUAUAUUCAUAUAUUAUUCAUAAGCUAAAAGCAUUUAUAAAAUUCUCUUUUACAUAAAUUAUUUUGAGUUAUAUAUUUAAGAAUUCUAAUGCAUAAUUGGACCAAGUAUGAAAUUGAGUAAUAAUAAAAUAUAAAUACAGCACAAAAAUAAUAUGUAUUUAUAAAAGAAAAUUAAUGACUUUCCAUGACUGUCAUUUACAUUUUUUGUCAAUAUAUAAAUAUUGAAUAUAGAAAUUAUUGAAUAUAGAAACACGUUUACUACGUGAUAAAUACCAAAUAUUCAUGUUCAGAGAAAAAUUUGUAAGAUAUAAAGCACACAAUUUUAUUGUAAAUUUCGAUUUUAUAUGUAAUGACAUACAAUUAAAUAUUUUUUAAUAUUUUAUGUAAAUUUAGAAUUUAGUGUACAGUGUACGACUAACUUUGUGACAUUUCAUGUCUAAUGUAGGGCCAGAUUUCAAAUGUUCUUGUAAAAUAUGUAAUUGUUAGAUUAGAUACUGUCUUGAUGUAAGUACAGCUACCAAUUUAACUUAAGUUAGUAACAUAGAUGUUAAGAAGUAAAGAAAGAACGCGCGCGCGCGCAAAAAAAUGAGAGAGAGGGGGAAGAGGGGAAGAGAAUGGCAAGAAGGAACAGUUUCCUAGCGUGGGAUACUGUCUGAAGGUGUACCUACUUUGGCAGACAUUGAUGAUAUUUUAAGUCUUAUAGUAGUGAUAAAAAAAAAAGAUAAAAAAAAAGAUAAAAAUGAAACAAAUGGGGAACAAAGAUUUGUUUCCCACAGAAAUUGAAGCCUGUUCGUUUAUUUUAAAUGAAGGAUUAUGUACGCGCAAUAUUAUUUUGAUAUGUUUUUAUAGAUUUUUAAACGAUGCACCUAUACGUUUGUGCUUCCGCCUUGCCAAUAUUACAAUAUUAAUCUUAUUACUUUAUUUUUGUAUUUAAAUAAUAUGAAUCGCUAGAAAAAAGAAACCUUUUAUUUUACAAAAACUUAAUAGCAUACUGCUCAUGUAUAAGAGAUUAAUCAUAAUUUUUAUGUGAUUUCUGUCUGAAAUUUUUCUACGAUUCGUAAGAGGCAUAUAUAAUCACGUAAUCAAUUAUGUUAACAGAAUGUAAAAAGAUAAUUAGAUCAUUGUUUCAAGUAAACUUUUCUAGAAUAUUAAUAUUUCUAGGAAAUGUUUGUGAUAUUUUCCUACACUGGGAAAAGUUAUAAAUGUUCUUUAUAGGAAUAUAUUUCAGAUUUUUACGGAUACAUCACUGUAUACCGUAAAAAGCACCUUUCUGUGAAAUGCAGUUUUGCCUUACCUUUAAUGUACCUACGCUUUAAACCCGGUGAUAGAUUUAGAUAUACCCCGAUGACUUAUAUUCAAACUGAAAAAAAAAAACUAAUUGUGUCUAUGCAUCCAUUAAGCUAUGAUAAAGUAUUUUAGUGCGGUUAAUCAAUUUCUGCCGAGGUGGUUGUCCCUUAAAUUUGGUGCUCCAUGGACACCGUUAAGUGCACUUUACACGAAAAAAUGGCCUAGAGUAAGAAAUAGUAGGUGGCAGCGAAAGAGUUUGAUAAUAAUAAGAAAUGCGUUAUACGAUGAAUAUUGAUCGCGAAUUUAUUUAACGAAAUAAUAUAAAGAAGUAAAUGAUGGCAGGAACAUUAUUUGAGCACGUAAAUAUUUGUCGUUCGUGCAACAUUUUAAUCGGCCUGGUUUGGUACAAAAUGCGUAUGCUGAUUUGUAAAAAGUUAUAAAACAAGGGAAAGAAAUAGAAACUUGUUCUGGUCACGAGAAAUUGCCAUUUUUUAGGUAUUUUGAAUCUUUUUUUUUUUUUUUUCUCUCUUUUUUUAAUAUUAUGAUUACCAAUAAUUAGUGACUAUUAUUGGAAAAUGAAUAUUGUUAAUAUAAUAAUUAAUUAAUUAAUUUUAAUCUGUAAAAAAAAGUAAUAUGACAUAAGAAAAGUAAUUUACUUGAAAAUAUAAUAGCAAUGUUAGAUAUUUUAUUGAUAUUUAUUACUUAUGGAUGACGGUUUUAGGGUUAACGAGAUGUACUAAUUACAUUAAACAUGAUUUAGAGAACAUGGUGCACAUGAUGGUCUAAUAUUGUUGAAAAGAUACGAAUGACAACUUUUUUUAUGGAGGGAGGGAAGAGAACAUCCUUUUCUCUUUAAAAAAAAAAAAUGCAUUCUUGUAAUUGUUACAUAAUAUCAUCACGAACUAUUUGGGAUUAUGAAAUAUAUGCGAUGUAUUUUACUAUACUUCAUAUUCCCAUUCACAAAUUAUAAUUGUGGUGAUUGUAACAAUAAUUUAUAAUGGGUAUAUAUUUACACGUGUCAGUAGAUAAAUUAAGAACACUGUUUUUUAAUUAUUUUUUUAUUUAUAAAAUCUCCAUAUAUAAAAUAUUUUAUGCUCUAAAAGAAAGAAAAACAAAAAAUAUAGAUUUUAGCGUCCGUAUGAUACGGAAAAUUAUGUUCUAUGUAUACUUCUCUGAUAAAAAAAAUAUUCAGAGUUUGUCGAGCGCUUUUCUGAAACAUACUCUGUAUCUUUUUAAAUGAUUCCCUAAUUCACGAAAUGUGUACAAGAUCCUUAGUAUUACGCAUCCAGCCUUCAUUAUUAUGAUUAUUAUUAGUAUUAUCAAUUAAUUAUAAUCUACAUGAAAAGAUAGCAUAAUACACCACCACUCAUAUUGUGCACUGUUUGUUUAAAAUACACCCGUCAGCACCUUUAAAAAGUGAUUCGUGUGAAAAAGAGCAAAAAUUUUUGACGUUAGAGAAAAAGAAACAAAUAUAUAUAUAUAUAUAUAUAUAUACAUAAAUAUAUAUGUAUAAUCUUCGAACUUGAAUAUGUAUAUGUAUACUUUACCUCGAGAUAAAUUUGCUUUAGGUAAUGAAAGUGUUGGAUAUUUACUAGUUUGGUGUGAUAAUGAAACGAGUGGUUAAGUUAUUCAUGGAACUGUACGGUGCCCGUUAAUACUUUUUACGACAAUUUCAAAAACAUCGCAGCGUUGCAUCCUCUUGUAAAUGAGAGUCAUCUCUUCGAGUCUUUGGGUUCUUCGUUUUAUUCGUAAAAUUAAGUAAUUAAAAGAAAAAAAGAUUGAAAUGUAAAACGCUUCUUAAAUCAUGUAUAAAUAAAAAAAAAAAAUAGUAUUAUUCUAACGUUUAAACGAAUUGUAGAAUUUUGAAUAUUGUACUUGUUUAAAAGAAAAAGAAGAAUACGAAGAUGAUGAAGAAGAGGCAGCAAAAGAAAGAUAAAAAAAAUACUAUUGAAAAAUUUAAAAAUUAAAAAAAAAAAGGAAAGAAAGAAAGAAAAAGGAAUGAAAGGAAAAUUGAAAAAAUUGUCUGUGAUUAUCAGUCAUAAUAAUCUUUAGGUCAACAUAUUUUUUAGAGAAUAUUUUUUAGCAAAUUACAAAAUUUAUGAUAUAUCCCUAUUAUUGAUAUGAUAUUGGAUCGGACACGCUACGCAUAAUAUUAAAAAAAAAAAAAUUGAAACUGUAAAAGUUGCAAACUGUUUAAUAGAAUUAUGAAUAGUUGAGAUCGAUGGCUGUUGUAAAAUAUUCAGUGUUUGGACAAAUAAUUAUUAAAAACUAUUUAUAAUAUUGAUUAAUAUUGAGAUACGAUUAUAUAUUAUUGUAUCGCAUACUAUAGUAGCGUUUCUAUCUCUUUUGCGUUUGCAUAUUCAUCGGAAUAGAUUAUAGAAAAGAAUUGGUCGUAGGCCCAUACAAGACGAAGUCGUGAUGAAUGUAAAAUUAAACGAAGAGACGCUGCGGGCAAAUGGGACGUAUUUACUGCACGCGUUCAGCGUGUAAAUUGUCGUUAUAAAAUCCAUCUACUUGUAGAGAACUUAUGAAAUAAUCGUAAUAUUUACAUUAACCAGAUGAUAUGCAUACCACAUAGAGACGCAUAAUUAAUGCUUUCAUCACACGAUACAUAUAUACACAUACUUACAUAUGACACAUACAUAAUACAUACAAAAAGAAAAUACAAUACACACCCAUACCAUGUUUUGUAAUUAAAUGUUUUGUUAGUAUUAUAUGAGAAAUUAACAGAAUAAAAACACAAGUGGAAAUAUAA